Messenger RNA from Baudoinia panamericana UAMH 10762, 2106 nucleotides. RefSeq lists its product as uncharacterized. The transcript has a single exon. The record is from RefSeq and is a predicted model, not a curated record. The coding region runs from base 97 to 1884 and encodes 595 amino acids. Gene Ontology annotation, biological process: regulation of proteasomal protein catabolic process; protein deubiquitination; proteasome-mediated ubiquitin-dependent protein catabolic process. Gene Ontology annotation, molecular function: proteasome binding; cysteine-type deubiquitinase activity; protein binding. Lineage: Eukaryota; Fungi; Ascomycota; Dothideomycetes; Mycosphaerellales; Teratosphaeriaceae.
ACGCUUUCUAUUGCCACAACUUCCACCACACCCUCCAAUAACUGACGUCUGCCCAAAUAGCGUACUACCAUAGCUCGCUAGUCCGACGCUUCAAUCAUGGGAGAGGUAGCGAUCAAAGUCAAGUGGCAAGGGAAGACGUACGAUGUCGAGAUCAGCCCCGAGUCGACGGGCGAGGAGCUCAAGAUGCAGCUGUACAGCCUCACCAACGUGGAACCGCAGAACCAGAAGCUGCUGGCGAAGAAGAUGAUCAAAGAUGAUACGCCCCUCUCCUUCCUCAAACCCGGCACAACCAUCACAUUAAUGGGCUCGGCUUCGGCAGACGUCGUGAUGGAUCGGCCUGCAGAGAAGAUGAAGUUUGCGGAAGACAUGACGGAAGCAGAACUGGCGCAGCAGGCGGGCGCGAUGCCGGCGGGCUUGCAGAACACGGGCAACACCUGCUACGCAAACGCCACGUUGCAGACAUUGCGUGCCAUUCCGGAAUUGCAACAAGAGCUGCUGGGUUACAAGCCGAACAUCGCCGCUCCGGGACCGUCGAGUAACCUCUUCUCUGCCGAACAGCUCGCCAACUUCGGCAUCGGCGGGUUAGGUGGAGGUAACGACCUCGCGUCAGCAUUGAAAGACUUGUACAAACAGAUGAGCGAGACUCAGCACGGCUUCCCACCCAUCAUGUUCCUCACCACUCUGCGCCAGAAGUUCCCGCAAUUCGCAGAACGGGCGAAAUCCGGCCAUGGGUACGCACAGCAAGAUGCUGAAGAGGUGUGGUCACAGCUCAUCCAAGUCUUACACGAGUCGCUCAAGCUACAAAACGGCGGGCAAGAUGGUUUUGGAAGCUGGGUGGCGAAGUACAUGGGUGGCAAGUUCGAGGUCACAACCAAGUGCGACGAGACGGAAGAGGAAGAGGUGCAGGUGCAAGAGGAAGACUUCCACGACUUGAAAUGCAACAUUGCAGGCGAUACGAAUCAUCUCUCCGAAGGCAUGCGCAUUGCCCUGAAUGAGAAGCUGGAGAAGAACUCACCCACGCUCGGCCGCGAAGCAACUUACACCCGCACAUCACGCAUCUCCCGCCUACCCAAACACUUACCCAUCCACCUCGUGCGCUUCUUCUGGCGCAAAGACACGAAGAAGAAGGCCAAGAUUCUGCGAAAGAUCACCUUCCAGCACGAGAUCGAUGUGACGGAGUUCUGCACCGAUGAGCUGCGCAAGAAACUUGUUCCCGUGCGCGACAAGGUGCGGGAGAUUAGGAAGGAGGAGGAAGAUGUCGAGCGGGCGAAAAAGAGACAGAGGCGCAUGAAGAAGGAGUGGGAGGAUUCCGUUGGGACGGAGGGGAAGGUGCGGGGUGAUGAACCCAUGCAGAAGCGGAAGGAGAAGGAGAAGGAGCGGGAACUCAAAGCCAAGGGCGGUCCGGCGACGGAAGGAGAGCUGAAAGCGGACAAGGAGACGGCGCGGAAAGACGGCGAGGACACGCCCAUGGCUGGCACGGAGGAGCAGAAGUUCAAAACCGACGAGGAGAUCGAGAAGGAACGCGCAGAAACAAUCUUAUCAAUGAAAAAGGACCUCCUCGCCGCCGUCCACCCGGACCUGAAAAAGGAUCCCACCGCCAACCAGACGGGCCUCUAUGAACUCCGAGCCGUGGUGACGCAUCAGGGCUCUUCGGCCGAUUCAGGACAUUAUACGGCAUAUGUCAAGAAGACUGCGGCGCGGAAGGGUGAGGCGGAGGAUGGGAAGUGGUGGUGGUUCAAUGAUGAGAAAGUUUCUGAGGUGGAGGGUGAGAAGAUUGAGACGUUGGCGGGGGGUGGAGAGUCGCAUUCGGCGUUGAUCUUGCUGUAUCGGGCCGUGGAGUUGCCGGUCAUCGACGAGAAAGGCCAGGAUGGAGUGAAAGCGUGAGCGGAGGUGGUUUUUGCCCGUCUGCUUGACGUCGUGCUGAUACAGCUGGGUCGGAAGUGAAGGCUGACAAGCAUAACACAAAGUAUCUCUUUUCAUUUUCCUCCACUGUCAGGCGCUGUAGUGAGUGGAAAGGAACCACAUUGUCACGCCCUUCCUACUCCUCAGUAGUAGACCCAGGGCCCUCUUUGCAAGCGUUCCGAGAUGGAGAUGUGUGAGCGUGGC